This is a messenger RNA of Nerophis lumbriciformis (worm pipefish), 1209 nucleotides long. The record is from RefSeq and is a predicted model, not a curated record. Lineage: Eukaryota; Metazoa; Chordata; Actinopteri; Syngnathiformes; Syngnathidae.
AUGCUACUGUCAUUGUUAGAGCUGUGGACGCUCCAGUGGGAGUUCGUCUCCAGAGCUGACACCGUGCUUUUGUGCUCCCUCACGGCCGCAUUGUAUUACCUGUGGGGCCGCAAGAGUCAGAGGCCAUUGCUGGUGUGCGGUGAGACAUUCCGCGACUUCCUCCAGGAACACUGUCCCGUGGUGAGCGAGACCUUCAGUCCAACGUUAUGGUGCUGGGGAGGCCGCCUUCAAACGGUCGUGUGUUUCCUCAUCAAAUCCAGACCGCAUGUGGAUUACCGCAACGAAUUUAUCAAAACAGCAGACGGCGGUCAGAUCUCACUUGACUGGGCGGACAAUGACAUAAGCCCCGCCUACCCGGAUGCGUCCACGCGGCCCACUGUGCUCAUCCUCCCGGGUUUGACGGGGAACAGCCGCCAGGCGUACGUGCGGCACGCUGUCAGGCAGGCUGCCGGUCACGGCUACAGAUGUGUGGUCUUCAACAAUAGAGGCUUUGGAGGGGAAGAGCUGCUUACGCCACUCACGUUCUGUGCGGCCAACACGUCCGAUUUGGAGCAUGUGGUCCAGCAUGUGAAAAACCUCUACCCACAAGCCCCUGUUUUGGGCGUCGGCGUCUCUUUAGGAGGAAUGUUAUUGUUGAACUACUUGGGCCGCAAAGGCGCCGACUCCGGUUUGGUGGCGGGCCUGACUGUCUCCGUGCCGUGGGACGCGCUCAAGUCGGCGGAGACCAUGGAGGAACCGCUCAACUGGUUGUUGUUUAACAGGCACCUCACGCGAGGCUUGUGCCAGGCGGUUGUCAGGCAUGGAACGAUUCUGAAGAAAGUGGUGGAUAUCGACUACGUCCUCAAGGCACGCACCAUCCGCGAAUUUGACGAGCGAUUCACGGCGCCGCUGUUCGGGUAUGAGUCCUGCACGGAGUAUUACCAUGACGCCAGUCCAGAUAAGAAGCUCCCCGGUACCAACGUGCCCGUUUUGUGCCUCAACGCCGCCGAUGAUCCCUUCUCCCCGCAACAUGCCUUCCCGCUGAGCAUCGCCAAGGACCUUCCCAACGUGGCCCUCCUGGUGACGUCCCACGGCGGCCACAUCGCUUUCCUGGAGGGAUUGUUUCCGCGCGGUGCCGGCUACAUGGAGCGCGUCUUUAGCCAGUUUGUGCGCGCCGUCUUGGAAAACCCGCAGGAAGUCCGAAAAGCUUGCAAUCUGUCGCAAAGCUGA